Diorhabda sublineata is the source of this 772-nucleotide messenger RNA. Its product is annotated as cyclin-dependent kinase 2-interacting protein-like. The record is from RefSeq and is a predicted model, not a curated record. The transcript has 3 exons. NCBI's taxonomy places the organism in Eukaryota, Metazoa, Arthropoda, Insecta, Coleoptera, Chrysomelidae. Bases 112 to 705 code for a protein of 197 amino acids.
GAAGACUUUUUUUGGAGGUUAAAAUGUAAUCACAAAAAUCAUAAUAAUUGACAACAUUUUUAAAAUAUAUUGAACAAAUUGUAGCAAUAUAUUCAUAUUUCAUUAUAAAAGAUGCAGAAUAAAUCUUUAACGCCUUCAAAGUUUCAACCUUUACAACUUCCUCAGAGUCCUGUAAGCCUUUCUCCAAAUAAAAAUUUAACGGGAUCUGCUCGAGUCAUUAGGGAUAUAGUUGCCGAUAUUUAUAACAAUAUUCAAAAUUGGAAUAAUUAUCACAUAAAAGGUUCACAAGCUAUUAAACGAAUCAUUCUAUUGAAAUCUGAAAAUAUAAACAAAUAUUCUAACGAAUUAGAAGAUGCUAUAAACGACUUGUACGUAAUUACGAAACAUUUAAACACUUGUAAAGAAAAAUUGGAAAUUUAUAAAGAACAAAUAUUAGCAUUAAGUAAAACAGAAAAAAGAGUUGAUCCUGUAUUUAUUUCUUUAACUGUAGAAGAUAUGGUUACUUUGAUUGAAACUGUAGUUGCUAGCUACUCGGAAGAAUCCAAGGUUAAAAAUAUGGUUUUGGAACAUACAGCUCAUGUUAGAAAUGCAGAUGAAGCGAUGUUUUUUGCCGCUAGUUGGACGCUUCAACCCUAUAUCACAAACGACAUAAAUCUUAAAAUGGAAACAUUAUUAGUAGAAACUGGGCAUCGAAAAUUUAUUUGAUUCUAUCACAGAUUAUAGCCAUUUAUAUUUAUUUGUUGAUUUAAUAAAAUAUGAAAUUGCUAAAAAA